CAACAACCAGGGCUUGGCUUUGCGCAGUCGCACCGAUCGGAUCUGGGCGCGGCUGGUGGGCAUCUGCCUGUUCGCCUGCUUGUCUGUUCGCCUGCUCGCUGACCCGCAUCGCCAGCAACCCCCCUGCAGGACCCUGCCGAUUUCGCCCAUGACUGCCCGGGCAGUCAAAUCCGAGCCGACCGACGACGUCGCUGCCCCAAGCGACAGCGCCAACGCCGACAACGCCAACACCUUCCGCAUCCUGAUCUCCACCGACAAUCACAUUGGAUAUCUCGAAAAGGACCCUGUCCGGGGCGACGACUCGCUGCGAUCGUUCGAGGAAGUGCUCAAGCUCGCCAAGAGCCACAAGGUCGACUUUAUACUGCUUGGAGGAGAUCUGUUCCAUGAGAACAAGCCCUCUCGAAAGGCGCUGCACGAGGCCAUGGUGAUGUUCAGGCAAUACUGCAUGGGCAGCGGCUGCCACAAUAUCGAGCUACUGAGCGACCAGUCGGUCAACUUUCGGGACAGGUUCAACACGGCCAACUUUCUCGAUCCCAACUUCAACAUCUCGAUUCCGGUGUUCUCCAUCCACGGCAACCACGAUGAUCCCUCGGGGGACGGUGCCUUGUGUGCCCUGGACCUACUCAGUGUCGCCGGCAUGGUCAACUACUUUGGCAAGUACGAUCGUAUCGACGACAUCGAUAUCGCCCCAAUCCUACUCCAGAAGGGCAGCACCAAGCUGGCGCUCUAUGGCCUCGGCAACAUCCGAGACGAACGGCUGAACCGGACCUUCCGGAAGGGUUGCGUGCGCUUCCUGCGCCCGGACCAAGAUCCAGACGGAUGGUUCAGCCUCUUCACCUUCCACCAAAACCGGGUGGCUCACGGCCCAUCCAACUACAUUCCGGAGACACUCCUGGACCCGUUCCUGGACUUGGUCUUGUGGGGCCACGAGCACGAGUGCCUGAUCGACCCCGAGAAGAACGAAGAAACACAGUUCUGGAUCACCCAGCCUGGCAGCUCGGUUGCCACCUCGCUCUGCGAGGGAGAGUCCAAAUCCAAGCAUGUGGGCAUUCUCAGCAUUCGUGGCCGUGACUUUAAGCUCGAGAAGAUUCCCUUGAAGACAGUGCGGCCUUUUGUGAUGGGCGAAAUUGCGCUAUCGGAGGCCCGCCAUUUGUCCACAAUCGACACCAAGAAGAUCUCGUCCUUCCUGGCCAACAAAGUCAACGAGCUCUUUGAUCGUGCCUUUGACGAGUGGAAGGAGAGCAAUCCAGAGCUCACCGACGAGCACUUUCCUAAGCCACUUAUUCGCCUCAAGGUCGAGUACACCGGAUACACCACCAUCAAUCCACAGCGGUUCGGGCAGCUGUUCAUCGACCGCGUCGCCAACCCCAAGGACAUCCUGCUCUUUUAUCGAAAGCGGACAACAGCCCAUGUCAGCAAAGAGGUCAAGAUCUCGACCGACGUCGACCUCCCGCCCAAUCUUCCCGACAAGCUGGAGUCGGGUCAGGUCGAAGAUCUUGUCAGCGAGUUCUUGACGUCGCAGAGCCUGAACAUCCUUCCCGAGAAUGCACUCUGCGAGGCAGUUCGGCUCUUUGUGGACAAGGACGACAGGGAUGCCAUCAAAGAUUUUGUUGCCGAAUCCCUCAAGCACACUCGGAGCCACCUCCGCGCCAUCGAUACCAAAGACGACCAAAAGUUGAACUUGGAGAUCGAAAAGUUCAAGACCGAGAAGGAAACCGAGUUCCAAGCUGAUGGCACCUCGAUCCUCUUCAAAUUCCUGAAGGACAAGACACGGACUUCGAUAGCUGCACCCGCGACCAAACGCGAUGAUGGCGGAUCUUCGGCCAGCGACACUGAGAACCCGUUACCGCUGCCUGUGCCUUCGGCGAGUCGUGGCCGUGGCCGUGGUCGUGGCCGUGGACGAGGCCGUGAUGCCGGUACAGCAGCAACUGCCCGGCUUGCCUUUGUCGAUGAUGCGAAGAAAGGGCUGGAUGCCGCUCCAAAGCAGCAGCCGCGCUCGCAGACAGGGACAAGCCAAAACAACGUCAAGAAACACGGCGAACCCGCCGAACCAAUGCAGGAGGACUCUACUCUCGACGACGAUAUUCUCGAUCUGUUGCCCGCAAGUGCCAGGCUGCCAAAGCGGGGGCGACCGGCAGCGAUUUCAGAGUCGAGUACAGCCUCUGCCUCCGAGGAACAUCCAUCGAAAAAGAGGUGA
Polychytrium aggregatum is the source of this 2197-nucleotide messenger RNA. Its product is annotated as meiotic recombination 11-like protein A. Bases 149 to 2197 code for a protein of 682 amino acids. Gene Ontology annotation, biological process: meiotic DNA double-strand break formation; mitotic G2 DNA damage checkpoint signaling; double-strand break repair via nonhomologous end joining. The transcript is spliced from 9 exons. The record is from RefSeq and is a predicted model, not a curated record. Gene Ontology annotation, cellular component: nucleus; Mre11 complex. Lineage: Eukaryota; Fungi; Chytridiomycota; Chytridiomycetes; Polychytriales. Gene Ontology annotation, molecular function: DNA endonuclease activity; manganese ion binding; 3'-5'-DNA exonuclease activity.